Molecule: messenger RNA, 1512 nt
Organism: Cladophialophora psammophila CBS 110553
Lineage: Eukaryota; Fungi; Ascomycota; Eurotiomycetes; Chaetothyriales; Herpotrichiellaceae
Exons: 9
Coding region: 1-1512 (503 amino acids)
Biological process (GO): amino acid transmembrane transport
Cellular component (GO): vacuolar membrane
Molecular function (GO): amino acid transmembrane transporter activity
Source: RefSeq, a predicted model, not a curated record
AUGGCAUCCUGUCCGAUUGAAACUUCCGGCGACAGCCCAUCUUGCAAUCCCAAAGAACAGAAAAACCGAGAUGAGAAACUCAUAACGCCUAAUGUGCGAGAGACGGAAUCAUAUAACACCCGUCCCAGCGUGCCGAAUCCAAAUGUUACGUUCGAGGAGUAUACGUUUUAUGCCAAAUUGACUCGAGCUGAAGAGAGGAACGCAGCUAAGCAAGAUGCCAGAGGCUCUGCCAAUGUUAGAUUCCGCUUUCCGUCCUUCUUGUUGUUCGAGCAUCCAAGCGAACCCUCCGUGCCGGAUAGUAGUCCUCCUCACCAUCACCACCAUCACCAGCACACCCAGGACAUUCUCGCUGUACUCAACGGAGAUUUGGCGGAGCUUGCACGAGUAAAAAGAACCGCAACAUGGGGUGCUGUCUUUUUCCUGAUCACAACAGACCUAUUUGGACCGUUGAGUGUACCAUGGGCUCUCUCGCAGCUCGGAUACGUUCCCGGAACCAUUCUCUAUGUCCUUUUUGGGACACUUGCGGGAUAUACCGGUCACCAAAUCUGGACGUUGUUCUUCCACCUCGAUUCUCACCGACACCCGAUUCAGAGCUACGGCGACCUUGCGUAUCGAAUCUACGGUGGCUGGGCUAGACACGUCGCGAAUGUUCUCCAAAGCUUCCAACUGUUCUUCAGCGUCGGCUUGCUCACACUUGUCCAGGGCCAGGGAAUAUCUCAACUUUCAACUGGCUCUGUUUGCUUCGCCGUGUGCAAUUUAAUCUUCACGGUAGCAGGUUGUAUUGUUGGCCAGAUCAGGACUUUGCAAAAGUUCAAGUGGCUAGCCACACUGUCGAUCUGGCUCAACAUUGCCAUUAUGGCCAUCACUAUGGCUGGCGCAGCUUCUUACCCUCCAAACUACAGCACCGCAUUGGCGCAGAAUCAGGUGAAGGCCGGACCAGUGGUGACCAGUGUCGGGACACCAGCCGACGGGACUCUCUCGACUCGAAUUGUGGGUUUGAUGCAGGCCAUCUAUUCCUACGGGGGAGCCAUGCUGUACUGCGAGUUCAUGGCCGAAAUGAAACGUCCUUGGGAUUUUUGGAAGGCCUUCUUUUGCGCGCAAACACUUAUCGUGUCUCUUUAUGUCUUCUACGGGCUAUUUGUCUACUCUUAUCAGGGCCAAUUUGCAGUUCUAGUCUCUAACCAGGGAAUUUCGCUCAAAGUUCUCCAAACCGCAACAAACGCAAUGAGUGUCGCGUCAUCCCUGAUUCUUGCAUGCUUGUACGGAAACGUGGGUAUCAAGGUCCUUUACAUGAAUAUUGGAGAAGAACUACUUGGUCUCCCAAACCUGCACACUACCACACGAGGCAAACUACUAUUUGCUGUACUCGUCCCAGUCUACUGGGCUCUUGCCUUUGUAAUUUGCUCGGCGAUCCCUAACAUCACCAACUUCAGUGCUCUCAUCGCUUCUGCCUGCGUCACUCAAUUCACCUAUACAUUUCCGCCGAUCCUCAUGUUAGGAUUUGCAGCCUAG